UUCCCUCCCAUCAACUUCUUCACACAAAAAAGGGAUAAAGAAGUAAUUUUACGCCGUAUUUUAUGCUACAGUUUUUUCCUAACCCGCCCAUAAGGACACCGAGGAUUCUCCCCAACCAUAAUGCCUUGUGAAGCUUUAUCCCUUUUUUUGUUAUGUUUGCUUUGAUUUUCAGUGUUAUUUUAAAGCAUUUUUAACGUCUUCAGCACCAUAAAAUGGGUUUCAGUGUUUAAAGUCGUGAAUAAAUAACAAUUUAACAAUUUCAUAAUUUAACCCCAGCUGUAAAAUUUCACUAAUUGGAAUACGCAAUAUUGUGUGAAACUGUGAGAACAAAAAAAAAAAACACCAAAGGAGUAAAACACCAAUUACAACAUUAACAACAAACGACAACAAGAGCAACAACAUUUGAUAUCAGACCACAAUUAUAAAAGCUGCUGUCGACGUAAAAGGACACACACCAAAAAAAAAAAAUAACGAACAAUCGCAAUCACAGUUUUGCCGGCCGGGCAAGAGCGGCAACGGCCGCUAAUGAAGAUGAAGUGAUAUCCAGAGAUAUCGUGUUAAAGUGGAAUUAAAUAGAAUAUAAAUCGCUGGAAAAAUGACGGCGAUUUCUCAGCACCAGCCGAGCAGAACAAAUGCAAAGUAGUUUGUUCUGACUAGGAUAAAAGAGAGAGAGGGAGUGAAGGACGUGAACUAGGACUACGAUUAGUCGAAGGCCAACAAACGCAAGCCGAGCAAUUCGUAAGCGGACUCUCGCCAAUUUCACGCAUCAAACGGCGGCAUGGCAGGCGCUAAUAAGGCGACCAGCCACGCCCCACAGUUGUGCACCCGAGCUGCUGUCAAAAAAAUAACCAUUCUCGACUAGGUUCAAGUGCGCAUAGCCCCCACAUAAAAGCACUCAGUGAGUGACUUGUGCCCCUGGAACUUGUAACCCCACGCAAAAACGGACGAGUGAAAUAUUAUGGCAACUUUUCAAAUGGAAACGCGCCAGCAUCAGCAGCAACAACAACAGCAGCAGCAACGAACGAAUUUAAAACAACGAGCAGCAGCAGCAGCAACAACAACAACAAAGCGCCAACGACAACAACGGCACACGAAUCCAGUUCACAAUUUGAAUUUGAAUCUGAAAGAGAGCUCGCAUUUCGCAACGCAGCUGCUGGCCGAAGCGGAGGCGAAGGCGAAGGCGACAACAUUCACGAGUUGCACACGUCUCCAGCCGACCUGCUCCACAGUAGCCUCCCCAUCGAGUAGGAGGAGCAGCAGCAGGAGAGGCAGCAACAACAACACCACCAGCAACAGCAACACCAGUAGGAGCAGCCACACCACCAGCAGAGGCAGCAGCAGCAGCAUCAGCACCGGCAGCAAUCGCAACACGAUUGUUGACUGCAGCAGCUGCCAGCGGGCAUUGAUAAUGCUCAGCAUGCUAGUGGUUGUCAUCGUUGUGAUAUCCGGCAAUGGAGUGCUCGCCGCACAGCGUGAUUCGUAUAAAUCAAAGGAUAUGAGCAGCAGCAACAAUGCCAUACCAAAUGAAGGCGAUGCUGCUGCCGCUGCCGCCGCCGCUGCUGCUGCUGGUGCUGCUGCUGCCAAUGGUGUGACCGGAAGCGGAAGCAUGACCAGCACAACCAACAGCAACGGAAGUAACAAAAAUAGCCAUACAGCAAACACUGGCUCAGUGACAACCGACUCGAGUUCGAGUUCGAGUUCGGGCUCAAGUUCGAGUUCGAGUUCGAAUUACAAAUCGAAUGCCAAUGCGAAUGCCGUGACAACGACAACAACAACCAUUAGCGGCAUUCCCAGCAGCAGUCUGCACAAGGGCAACACAAUAGCAUCGCCAGCAUCUGGUUCCGGCAUCAAUCGCAAUAGCAUCGAUCUGAUCGACGAUUCCCGGAACGGUGGCCCAUAUUUUGAUAAGGGCGCCUCGAAGAAUGUCACCGCGCUGCUUGGCAAGACGGCGUAUUUGAAUUGUCGCGUCAAGAAUUUGGGCAAUAAAACGAUGUUGUUGCAGGUUUCAUGGGUGCGACAUCGGGACAUACAUUUGCUCACAGUCGGACGCUAUACGUACACAUCGGAUCAGCGCUUUCGGGCCAUACAUCAGCCGCAAACCGAAGACUGGAUGCUACAGAUCAAGUAUCCGCAACAUCGCGACUCGGGUAUCUACGAGUGCCAAGUGUCAACAACUCCGCACAUGAGUCAUUACAUACAGCUGACUGUUGUGGAGCCAUCGACGGAAAUAAUCGGCGCACCAGAUUUGUAUAUAGAAAGCGGAUCGACUAUAAAUCUCACCUGUGUCAUACUCAAUUCACCUGAGCCGCCGGCCUAUAUCUUUUGGAAUCACAACAAUGCUAUAAUCAACUAUGAUUCGCCCAGGGGCGGUGUCUCGGUUGUUACCAACAAAGGUGAGACGACGACAUCGUUCCUGCUGAUUAAAUCAGCGCGUCCAUCGGACUCUGGGCAUUAUCAAUGUAAUCCAUCAAAUGCAAAGCCCAAAAGCGUUACGGUACAUGUGCUGAAUGGUGUUUCUCAUUCCGUUUCCAGGGGAGUUCCCAGCAGCAAUGCAGCACGCGGCACAAGCACAUCCUCACAUGUCUCCAAGUCGCUAUCUGUUAGUGUACCUGUUUGUGUGCUUCUGCAGUUUGGCAUUUGCCAGGCGCUCCAUGCGGCCCUCAGUUGUGCAGCUGCGGCAGCGUCGUCGACCGGCCGAAGGAGGCGACGGGGGAGCGGAGGUGGAGGCGGGAGGAGUAGAAGUUGGAUCAGCAUCAGCAUCAGCGACAGAGUCAAAGCGACUUUGUCGGUAUCCGGUAUGCGACACAUCCUCGAGUGUAUUUUAAGCCUGCUCUCCUCACUGCUCAGCGCCACAUGGCAUUGGCGUUGGCGAGGGCGUGGCCCAAAACUACAACAACAACAAUCAGCAGCGACAGCAGCUGCAAUAGCAACAGCAACGACGUUUAGGCAAGUAUAUGAGGCGGACAUAAGGUGAGCAUGCCCCCAGCAGAGAAAGAAAAACAAAAACAAACAUGCGAAGUAAAAAGCAAAUAAAAAAACGAAGAAAUAAACUCUUAGACUCUAGACUAAUUUAAAGUAAAUGCAUACACAAAAACCACUCGUACUUACAUACUGAUAAUAUCUUAGCUUAACUCUUUCACACUCACACUCACACUCACACACAUAUACACACAAAAGACGACUACAUACAUAAGCUGUAACUAUAUAAUAGUAACUAAUAUGUAUAAUCUAUUGGCUAUUGUGUUUUUCUAUGAAUCCGCGACGUAUACGUAAUAAUUAGCCCAAAAACAAAUAAAGAAGAGAAACAAUGAUAAAUAGAAAGCCAAGUUGUCGCCUUUUUUUAAGUACAACUUUGUAUCAUAUUACAACAAACAAAAAAGAAAACUCGAUUUUGUUCUCUUCACUUUUGAGUUUCUUCUUCGCAAAAGUCUUGUAAAUAAAUAAAACGAUAAAAAUGCAUUGCAUACCUACAGGCGCUUGUUCAGUGAAUAUUUCGAUUUAGU
Messenger RNA from Drosophila albomicans, 3503 nucleotides. It is a transcript of the gene dpr9, whose product is annotated as serine-rich adhesin for platelets. The coding region runs from base 959 to 2974 and encodes 671 amino acids. The record is from RefSeq and is a predicted model, not a curated record. Gene Ontology annotation, biological process: synapse organization. Gene Ontology annotation, cellular component: neuron projection membrane. The transcript has 7 exons. NCBI's taxonomy places the organism in Eukaryota, Metazoa, Arthropoda, Insecta, Diptera, Drosophilidae.